Molecule: messenger RNA, 1877 nt
Organism: Dendrobium catenatum
Lineage: Eukaryota; Viridiplantae; Streptophyta; Magnoliopsida; Asparagales; Orchidaceae
Product: putative L-cysteine desulfhydrase 1
Exons: 2
Coding region: 206-1570 (454 amino acids)
Source: RefSeq, a predicted model, not a curated record
CUGCCGCCCGCUCACGACCAGCGUCCAAAAAUCCCUAAUGCCUCACUUCAAUAAACAAAAUCGGAAGUCACAAAUCGGCUCAGUGGAAUCCGACAAAACCACCCGAGCUCCGACCUCUUCCAACGCGCAAACCAAGAAGAAUCCAGCCCUAUCCCUUUUUAGAUUCGAAACCCUAAUCGCCUCUUCCCUCCUCUCCUAAACCUGCAUGGAAUCCAAUUCCGGUGAUCACGCCGAAAAUGGUCGGCGCGAUGAUGGUCCCUCCCUCAAGAAACCGAAGCCUUCUUUACUCCCCAUAACCGCCGCGGAAAUACGCUCGGAGUUCGCCCACCAUGACCCAGCCGUCGCCCGCAUCAACAACGGCAGCUUCGGCUGCUGUCCCUCCUCCGUCUUUGCCGCCCAAUAUGAGUGGCAGCUCCUCUUCAUCCGCCAGCCAGACCACUUCUACAUCAAUCUUCUUCAGCCCUCUAUCCUCCGAUCCCGCCUCCUCGUUAAGGACCUCAUCAACGCCGAUGACGUUGACGAGGUUUCGCUCGUCGAUAAUGCCACCACUGCGGCGGCCAUCGUUCUCCAGCAAAUUUCUUGGGCGUUCUUCCAGGGAUCGUUCUCGAAGGGAGACGCGGUUGUCAUGCUUCACUAUGCCUACGGCUCGGUCAAGAAGUCCAUCCAUGCGUACGUUUCUCGCGCCGGCGGACAUGUUAUCGAGGUUCCACUCCCUUUCCCUGUCUCCUCUGAUGACGAGAUCAUUGAUGAAUUCCGUAAGGCCCUCGCUUUCGGCAAGUCCAAUGGCCGCAGAGUCCGCCUUGCUGUUAUUGACCACAUAACUUCCAUGCCUAGCGUCGUCAUCCCAGUCAAGGAGCUUACUAGGAUUUGCCGUGAAGAAGGCGUUGACCAGGUGUUCAUCGAUGCUGCCCAUGCCAUUGGCAACGUUGAAAUUGACGUCAAGGAUAUUGGGGCUGACUUUUACACCAGUAACCUGCAUAAAUGGUUCUUCUGCCCUCCAGCGGUGGCGUUUUUGUAUUCUAGAAAGUGCACGGCUUCAGCUGAUCUACACCAUCCGGUUGUUUCUGACCGUUACGGAAGAGGCCUUCCUCUUGAGAGUGGUUGGAUUGGCACACGGGAUUACAGUGCUCAGCUGGUUGUGUCAUCAGCGGUCGAGUUUGUAAAUAGAUUCGAAGGAGGGAUUGAUGGAAUUCGGAAAAGUAAUCAUGAAAAGGUUGUCGAGAUGGGAAAUAUGUUGGCGGAAGCAUGGGGGACUUAUACUGGUUCACCGCCAGAGAUGUGUUGUAGUAUGAUCAUGGUUGGGAUGCCUGGAUGUUUAGGGGUUGCAAGUAGUGAUGAUGCUUUGAAGCUUCGGACUCACUUGAGGGAUAAUUUCCAAGUUGAGGUUCCCAUUUAUUAUAAUCCUCCAAAGGCUUUUGAGGAGCAGGCAAAUGAUUCAGUCAGCCUGGUUACAGGGUUCGCUAGGAUUUCUCACCAGGUUUAUAAUACAGUGGAAGACUAUUACAGGUUCAGAGAUGCAAUUAACAAGCUUGUCCAUGAUGGUUUUACUUGUAGGAUGCUUUCGUCUUGAGAAAUUAGAGUUACUUGAAGCUGGAAGAAACUGCUGCUCUCAGGUUCAUGAUUUGGCUUGUGAUUUGGAGUUCUUCGAGUGACUGGAAAUGAUGUAAGGGCUAAUUUCUUGUUGUCGCAUAUGUUGGUGUAGCUUGUCGCUCGCUCUUGUGACAAAUACGCUUGGUUUGUUUCAUUUCAUUCUAACACCUGUAGUUGCUUAGAAAUGUUCUAGUAUUAACAUUUCAGUUUUGAAGAAAUGCUUGGAAUAAAUAGGCCCCCUAUAUCCUGCAAAAUGUAUGAUGCUUUCAAGUCAUUAUUUGCUUGCU